CUGGAGAGUGGCACGGAGCCAACAUGGCCUGUAAACAACAACAGCGUCCAACCGAAGGAUGAACCGGCUCUGAGUGUCGGCCUGCCGCUGUCUGCCGCCCGAUUGGAUCCACACACGCAUACGCACACGCGCACACGUAGGAAAGUGAUUACCAACAAUGCUUCGAUGGUGUGUCUGAUUGAUAUCCUUCAGACAGGACCACCUUCUCCUCAGCCGGCCGCUUACAAGCCAUGUCCUCACAGCAACCCAACAGCUCAACCUCCAACAGCUCCGCCGCCGCCGUCUUGGGUUCUCCUUUCUCUGUCAUCAGUCCCUCACUGAACUCCCCCGUUGUCUCACCUUCUGUGGGAUUUGGACCCAUCAGUAACAGCCAGAUCUCUUCUUCAGCGCCCACAUCAGGGAUGCAUUCAAUCAGCAGCUCCGAAGAUAUUAAGCCUCCGUUUGGCCUGAGGCCCAUGCCAGCUCACAGCCCGGGAAUAAUGCUGUCUCAGAAACGAAUGUGUGUCAUCUGUGGAGAUCGUUCCUCUGGUAAACAUUACGGAGUGUACAGCUGUGAGGGUUGCAAAGGUUUCUUUAAACGCACUGUGCGUAAAGACCUGAGCUACACCUGCAGGGAUAACAAAGAGUGCCUGGUUGACAAACGCCAGCGUAAUCGCUGCCAGUACUGCCGCUACCAGAAGUGCCUGGCCAUGGGAAUGAAGAGAGAAGCGAUCAAACAUGCAAAGUGGAUAGAAGAAGAUGGAAAGGAUGAGAGAUGGAUGACGGUUCAGGAGGAGCGCCAGAGGAACCGAGAGCGCGAAGGAGAGAUGGAGUUCAGCAUCGGCGUGAACGACGAGAUGCCCGUGGAGAAGAUUCUGGAGGCGGAGACGGCUGUGGACCAGAAGACUGAGCUUCACUCUGACGGAGGCUCUGCGGGGAACUCGCCCCAUGACACCGUCACCAACAUCUGUCAGACAGCAGACAAGCAGCUGUUUGCUCUGGUGGAGUGGGCCAAGAGGAUCCCCCACUUCUCCGAGCUGCCCCUCGACGAUCAGGUCAUCCUCCUGCGUGCAGGCUGGAAUGAGCUCCUGAUUGCUUCGUUCUCCCAUCGCUCCAUCCCCUUAAAGGACGGCGUCCUCCUGGCCUCCGAGCUGCAGCGCGACAGCGCGCACAGCGCAGGAGUGGGAGCCAUUUUCGACAGAGAGAGCGUGCAGAGUGCAGAGGUCGGCGCCAUAUUUGACAGGGUUCUCACCGAGCUCGUCAACAAAAUGAGAGAUAUGCAAAUGGACAAAACAGAGCUGGGCUGCCUCCGAGCCAUCGUCCUCUUCAACCCAGAUGCUAAAGGAUUGUCCAACACCAGCGAGGUGGAGCUGCUCAGAGAAAAGGUCUAUGCAUCAUUGGAAGCCUACUGCAAACAGAAGUAUCCAGAGCAGCAGGGAAGGUUUGCGAAGCUCCUCCUCCGACUGCCGGCACUGAGAUCCAUCGGCUUGAAGUGUUUGGAGCAUCUCUUCUUCUUCAAGCUGAUCGGCGACACACCUAUUGACACUUUCCUCAUGGAAAUGCUUGAAGCGCCCCAUCAGUUGUCUUAGAUAGGAAAACACGUGACACUGUGGUGUUAGGUAGCUGAAGUCUGGGAAGCGGGCGUGGGACUGGAGUGGCACUUUAAGUUCUUUGAAGAUUUGUCAGUUUGUCUCACUGCUGUCUGCGCUGCACUCCUUUCAGUGCAGCACAGAUUUGCUCUUUAGACCAAACCCAAGGCUUGGCAUGAUCUACAAGCUGGUGCUAUAUGUUGAAAUAACGUCACGAGUAACUAUGGUAAAAGAAACUAUUUUUUUGAAAUGUAAACAUUUACAUAUUUCACUUGCGGGAGCUAAAAUUUGGGUAUAUGUUUUUAUAUCGACUUUUUAGACACCUCACACAUUACGAGUCAGCCGUUCCUUUGACUGAACCGAUCCCGACAACCUGUUCUUUUUCUCUCUCUCCUUUUCUUUUCCUCCUUUCUUUCGAAAAAGGCAGGCAACCUGAAUUAUGGGCGGAGAUUUAGUCUUUUUGUAGAAAUUUCAAAUUCAAGCCAGAUCUAAAAGUGCAUUUUUGUACCAAACCAGGCAGUGAGUGCUGUGUCCAACUAAGAAGAACCAUGUUCAGAUCUCAAAGUGAAAUCAAGUCAGUCAAUCGAGGGUCAGCUUUAUGCAUCUACAGAUAGUGUCGUUUACUUCUUUACCAUUAUUAAAAAAAAAAAAAAGAAAAAGAAACAAAAAAAGAAAUCAAAUCUCUUUGUGGUUGAUGAUUUGACUGCACUGCACACUUGCUACGAACUAUUUCUAAAA
Molecule: messenger RNA, 2306 nt
Organism: Salarias fasciatus (jewelled blenny)
Lineage: Eukaryota; Metazoa; Chordata; Actinopteri; Blenniiformes; Blenniidae
Product: retinoic acid receptor RXR-beta-A-like
Exons: 12
Coding region: 231-1568 (445 amino acids)
Biological process (GO): regulation of DNA-templated transcription
Cellular component (GO): nucleus
Molecular function (GO): nuclear steroid receptor activity; zinc ion binding; sequence-specific DNA binding
Source: RefSeq, a predicted model, not a curated record